AUGAAGGUAACCAUCGCAGUCAUCGCGGCCAGUUGCCUUGGAGCUUCAGCUUCGGCUCUCCCCAAAGAUCACCCCCCGGUCAACUGGCGACCUGCUGGACCCAGCGACACACGCGGGCCAUGUCCGAUGUUGAACACCCUGGCCAACCAGGGCUUCAUUCCUCACCACGGCCGAGAUCUCACAGAGGAUGAGGUCGUCAACGGACUCAAAGACUCCAUCAAUCUCGCCAGAGACUUCUCCAAGACCUUCUACCAGGCCGGCCUGAAGACCAAUCUUUCACCCAAUGCGACCACAUUCUCGCUCGAUGACCUAAGUCAUCAUAACAUUCUCGAGCACGAUGCCAGUCUGAGCCGCCGAGACUACUACAGCGGAAACGACCACAGCUUCGACCAGGCCACCUUUGACCAGACCCGCUCAUACUGGCAAGGCGACGAGAUUGACGUUUAUCAUGCGGCGCUCGCUCGCCAGGCUCGUGUAGAUACCUCCAACCGAACAAAUCCCGACUUCACCUUCUCCGAAGCUGCCAAGGGAACGACGUUCAUCGAGAAUUCAGCGUACAUGCUCGCCUUUGGCGACAAGACGGCUGGAACCGUCCCCAAGGCCUGGGUAGAAUAUUUCUUCCAGAACGAGGCUCUGCCAACUGAGCUUGGCUGGCGAAGACACGACGAGGAGAUCACGUCGGCGGAUUUGAACGAUAUGUCUCAGAGAUUGGCUGUUGCUACGAAACAAAUCCAGGACAGCAAAUAA
Penicillium diatomitis is the source of this 747-nucleotide messenger RNA. RefSeq names its product peroxidase family protein. Gene Ontology annotation, molecular function: peroxidase activity. The transcript is spliced from 4 exons. The record is from RefSeq and is a predicted model, not a curated record. Lineage: Eukaryota; Fungi; Ascomycota; Eurotiomycetes; Eurotiales; Aspergillaceae. The coding region runs from base 1 to 747 and encodes 248 amino acids.